AUGAGCGCCCCUGCAUCUGAGACGCCUUUGUGUGAUGCUUGCCAGGAUGCAGGCGACGUCACUUCCAACGCCCACAUAUCAUCGAAUACCGGUAGCGGACCUGACCUCGCCACAGUAGGCGACUGCGAGCCAUCCGACUGUCAACAAGAGUCGAGAGACGAGCCUAACUAUGCUUGGCGUGCAACCAAUAUGGGCGCGUCGAGUCUGCGAGAGAUGGGUCCUCUGUCGAUGAGCGACUUCAGCCAGAUCAUCGAAGGAUAUGAAGAGAUUCUUGAGAAUCCGCACGUUGCUAUGAACGCUGAGCGCGACGUGCCGGACGUCAGCGCGACGAUCUUUGCCGAGUUCGUCAUGCCAGACUCAACGACGGACUCAAGCGAGCUCAUACAGCGCUGGCGACGUAUUCUACAGCGAUGGUUACACGCUCUUGAAGAUUGA
This is a messenger RNA of Peniophora sp. CBMAI 1063, 435 nucleotides long. Lineage: Eukaryota; Fungi; Basidiomycota; Agaricomycetes; Russulales; Peniophoraceae. The record is from the annotation of a GenBank genome assembly.